Adineta steineri is the source of this 4770-nucleotide messenger RNA. Lineage: Eukaryota; Metazoa; Rotifera; Eurotatoria; Adinetida; Adinetidae. The record is from the annotation of a GenBank genome assembly.
AUGUUUCAUAUGAAAUCUAUAUUCUAUUUGUUUUUUAUUCAUUGGAUUGUGGCUAUACCACAAAUCAAUCUUUAUUUUACAGAUCAAGUAAGCGAAAAUGAAAAUUAUGAUGAAAUUGGUAUACGAUAUAACUGUAUUCGACUUGCUUCAAAUAUGAAACAAGAAAAUUCUACACGAGAAAUCUCAUCUUAUUGUAUGAGUGAAUCAUCAUUAAAAUUUCAUAUUGAAAAUGAUAAUUCAUUUCAAACGUUUUCUUUUGCUAAACUUGCAAUAAUGAAUAUUACCAGUGAAGAUUUAUAUUUCUGGUCAACACCAAUUGAUAUUAUUGAACAAUAUCAAAUCUAUUUACUAUUAAAUGAUUCGUCUCUAGCAGAGCAAAUCUUUUAUAAUUGUACAUUACCAAGAUUUGGAUCAAUGUGCCAAUAUGAAUUCUAUUAUUAUCAUGAAAAUUAUUCAUCAUUACAUGAAAUGAUUCAUGAAUAUUAUAAGCAAUAUUCUGAUGAGACAACUAAUCUAACUUGUUAUAAACAUUUGAAAUGCAACCGCGGUCAUUCACCGGCAUGUUUAGAUUGGACAGAAAUUUGUGAUGGUAAAGUUGAUUGUCUUGAUGGAGAAUACGAUGAAGAACAUUGUUGGGAACUUGAAUUUAAUGAAUGUAAACCAAAUGAAUAUCGAUGUUAUAUUGGACAGUGUAUACCAAACGAAUUUGUUGAAGAUGAUAUUUAUAAUUCUGAUUGUAUUGACGAAUCUGAUGAAAUUGCCAAAGAAUCUAAUAUUUUAGAAUCAUAUUUUCCAGUCGAACCAGCAUUUGGAAGAGAUGAUACGAUCUGUCGAACUACGUUUGUGACAAGUUCUUGUAUAUAUUCGCGUAGACUACCAUUAAUGCAAUCGAUGUUUUCAAUUAAAGAUAAUAAUGUAUCAGAUGAAUGUUGGUCAGCUUAUAAAUGUUACUUUGCUAUUAAAACUGCAGAACAUCCAAAUAUAACUUUUGAUGUUAUCAACGAAGAGUGUAUGCCCAUUAUUAAAGAUAAGUGUCCAGAUAUGUUAUAUGUUCCUAAUAUUCCAGUUUUCUUUGGUCAUAUUUAUACAGCUUACAAGAAAAAUGAAUUAUCGCAUCCACAACGAACAGAACCACCUUAUUUAUGUUCGAAUAAGUCUUUUUAUGAUGAUUCACUUAGCUUAGUUUCAGAAACAUUGUCGAAUAAUACAAUGUGUUUUAAAAUUUCUCGAUUUACGUCUUGGCAAACAACCGGUACACCUAAUGUUAUUCAACGAUUUGGGAGAUCUAUGAAUGAUAUUUUUAGACAAAUCAGACAAAUUCAUUCGAUAAUUAAUUUUCCUCUUCAUCGAUGUAAUGAAUCUAAUUUCUAUCAAUGUAGAAAUUCAUCUAAAUGUAUUUCAUUUCAUCGUUUAAUCAAUGGUGUAACUGAUUGUCCUUAUAAUGAUGAUGAAAAUAUAUAUGAAGAUACAAAUCCUAGACUAUUUGCACAAGUAAAACACAAAUAUUACAAAUGUCACGUCACCAACAAAUAUAUUACUCAAUCAGAAGUUUUCGAUGAAAACUGUAAUUGUGGAGAUGACGAACACGGUUUCUGUGAAGAUCAGAAUAAAUUCACAAAUUUUACUCGAAGAACUAUAUCUUUUCAGACAAUUUGUGAUGGUUUCCAGGAAUUAUAUCCAAUAACGAUAGAUGGAAAAAAUCAAACAGAUGAAACUGAAUGUAAACAAUGGGAAUGUGAUAAUAUGUAUACUCAUUGUGAUAAAAUAUGGAAUUGUUUAGAUGGUAAAGAUGAAAUGAAUUGUGAUUCUUCAUUACCACCAUUACUUAAUUGUUCGUUGGAUUAUCGAAUGUGUGUAUUAUCAGAUACAUACCAGUUGAUAUGUUUAUCAGUUAAUAGAGUUAAUGAUGGUAUAAUCGAUUGUCUUGGUGGUACUGAUGAACCAACAUUAUGUCGACCUCCUUAUAAUAAUUUACAUGGAGGAUUUUAUUGUCUGAAUGAGGUCCGUAUACCAUGUCUCAAUUCUAAUUAUUUAUGUACAGAUACUGCAUGGUGUUUUAAUAACGAAGACGAACAAUUUUGCCAACGAAAUCGAUCAUUUGAAAUGUACUCUGGCAUUUGCGACGAUGAAUAUAUAUCGUUCGGUUCUGAUGUUGAAAAGUUCUUAUGUGAUAUUACAAAGGAAUACACCAAAGAAAGAAUAAAAUAUUUUAGAAUAAAUGGAUUCAACCAAUCAUUUGAAAAUGAAGUAAAUGAAAAUCAACAAUUUAAUACAAUAUGGACAGAUAACGAUCAAGCACUAUCACUCCUUGGUGAUCCUCGUUGUCAUCGUGGUCUUGAUUUACGUAUCUGGUUAAAUAAAUCAUCAAAUCUUAAUUCUACAAGUACAUGUCUUUGUCCACCAAGUUAUUAUGGCAAUCAAUGUCAAUAUCAAAAUCAACGCUUAAGUUUAUCAAUAAGAUUCCACGUUUCAGCUCAAUCAAGACAAAUAUUAUUUGCAAUCUUAAUUAUGCUUAUUGAUAAUACAAAUCAACGAAUGAUUCAUUCAUAUGAACAAUUUACUUAUUCAUCUAUGCGAGAUUGUAAAGUUAAAUUUAAUGUUUAUUUAGUUUAUUCAACUCGACCAAAAGAUAUGAACAAAAAUUAUUCAGUACAUAUUGAUAUUUAUGAAAAACUUUCUCUCAAACAUCGAGGAAGUUUUAUUUAUCCUGUCGAAUUUUUAUUUUUACCUGUUCAUCGUUUAGCAUUUAUUAUAGAUAUUCCAUCAGAAGAUGAUUAUUCUUGUUCAAAUAAGAAGUGUCUUCAUGGAAAAUGUCUAAACUAUUUUAAUACAAAAGAAACAUUUUGUCAAUGUGAUCCAUUAUGGUCUGGACAAUAUUGUGAUAUUCCACAAAAUAAUUGUAAUUGUUCAUCCAAUUCAAUAUGUAUUGGUCGAGCGAGUGAUAAUCAAUCAAUAUGUAUUUGUCGAAAAGAUUAUUUUGGUUCUAAAUGUUACCUUCGCAAUCGAAUAUGUGAUAAUUCCCCAUGUCAAAAUAACGGGUUAUGUAUUCCACAUGAUGAUUUUAUGUUAAUAAAGAGUCAACAAUAUUUUUGUAUAUGUCCAAAAGGUUUUAGUGGAAGUCAAUGUGAAUUAAUUAAUACUCAAGUUGAUCUUAUAUUUGAUAAAGAUAUUCAUUUAUCUCAUUCAAUUUUUAUUCAUUUCAUAAAAAUUGUUCCAUUUGAUCAAACUGCAGAGAUUAUACCAAAAACUUCACCAGAAAGAUCAACAACUUUACAAACCAUAUCUCAGGCAACAAAUUCUAUUCGAAUUUAUUGGUCACAACCAUUUCAUCUAAUGUUUAUUGAAACAUUAGAAAAGAUGUAUUAUUUAACUGUUAUUCAACCAGUUCAUAAUUAUUCAACAAUAGUAAAAAGAAUUCAUUCAUCACAUCAUUGUCCAUCGAUCAAUAAAUUAGUUAAUGACACAUUUGCUCGACUUCAUGUUAUUCGUCGUAUGAAAUAUUAUCAUUUAAUAUGUCAAAAAUAUUCAUCAAAUUUAUUAUGUUUUCAUGAUGAUAUUCAUAUUUGCUUAUGUUAUGAUUAUCAGGGAAAACGUUUGGCAAAUUGUUUUAAUUUUAAUCAUCAAAUGAAAUUUGAUUGUUUUGGAAAAAAUUAUUGUGAACAUAAUGGCCAAUGUUUUCAAGACUCACCUAAUUGUCCUACACGAUCGAUUUGUGCUUGUCCUUCAUGUUAUUAUGGAACUCGAUGUCAAUUUACAACAAGUGAAUUUGGUUUAUCACUUGAUGCUAUUUUAGCUUAUCAUAUUAUUCCCGAUGCAAAUAUUUCUCGUCAAACAUCAAUUAUCAAAACAAGUUUAUCAAUAACAAUUUUAUUUAUGAUUUUUGGAUUAAUUAAUGGUAUUCUUUCAUUAAUUACAUUUAAGAAUGAAAGUGUACGUGAAGUUGGUUGUGGAAUUUAUUUAUUAGGUUCAUCAAUAACAACAAUAUUAACAAUGAAUAUGUUUGGAUUAAAAUAUUUUACUUAUCUUUUAACACAAAUCUCAACACCAUCCAAUAAAUCUUUUCUAACAUUUCAGUGUUAUUCAUUCGAUUUUCUUCUUCGAAUUUGUCUUAAUAUGGAUCAAUGGUUAAAUGCAUGUGUAGCAAUGGAAAGAGCAGUAACAAUUAUUAAAGGUGUUCAAUUUGAUAAGAAGAAAAGUAAAGAAUUAGCUAAAAAAGUUUUGAUUAUUCUUUUAAUUUUAAACAUUUUAACAUUAAUACAUGAUCCAAUUUAUCGACAGUUAUAUCACGAAGAAAAUGAUAAUGAUGAUAAUAAAACAAGAAUUUGGUGUAUCGUCAAUUAUUCUUCAAAAUUACAAAUUUAUAAUCGAAUUAUUAAUACAUUUCAUUUUUUCGUACCAUUUCUGAUUAAUCUUAUAUCGUCAAUUAUUUUAAUAGUAAAAAAAUCUGAUCAACAAUCUCAUUUUCACAAAGAUCGACCUUAUAAAAAUGUUUUACGUGAACAAAUUCGAGAACAUAAACAUUUAUUAAUUGCACCUGCGGUUUUAUUUCUUCUUGCAUUACCACGUUUAAUUCUUACUUAUUUAUCCAAAUGUAUGAGCUCAACAAAAGAUUCGUGGUUAUUUCUUUUUGGAUAUUUUAUUUCAUUUAUUCCACCAAUGAUUACUUUUAUUAUCUUUGUUUUACCAUCAGAAUUUUAUAAAAAAGAAUAUCAAAAAACAAUUGUACAAUAUAAAAAUCAGAUUCAACAACGUUUUCGUCGAACAAUUUAA